AUGCUCCCCAGCCCGCUCAUAACUUCUUCUACCACGCCUUUCUCCGUGAAGGACAUUUUGAAGUUAGAGUUGCAGCAGCAAUCUCAGCAGCACCAGCUCCAGUAUUUCUCCUGCUUCGGUCUCUCCGGGGCUCUGUCACAGCAGGGAGCUUUCCCAAAUAAACCUUUCCGCUCUCAUUCACCCCCCUCCUGCAUGUUGGCCGGGAGGGACAGUCCGAGUCCCAUCAGCUCCGGACUCUCGGAGAGCGAGGAGAGGAUGUCGUACCUCAACACGCUGCCUGCUUCACAGGACCGGCUGCCGGAGUCCGGGCUGCCGGGGGAGAUGUUCGACAGCCCGGCGCAGAAACACUCCGCAGAGCUCCGGCUGGAGACCGAGCUGGAGGACCAAGAUAGCAAGAGCUGCGGGGCGUUGCGGGGCGAAUGUGAGGAUCCAGCCUCGGAGAAGCCGGCCACCAAGCAGCAGAGGACCAGGAGGAAACCCCGCGUGCUCUUCUCCCAGACUCAGGUGUUUGAGCUUGAGCGGCGCUUCAAGCAGCAGCGUUACCUGUCCGCCCCGGAGAGAGAGCACCUGGCCAGCUCUCUGAAACUCACCUCCACCCAGGUCAAGAUCUGGUUCCAGAACCGGAGGUACAAAUGCAAGAGGCAGCGGCAGGACAAGAGUUUGGAGAUGGCAGGUCAUCACCAUCACCACCACCACCCACCGCCGCCCAGGAGGGUGGCUGUGCCGGUGCUGGUCCGGGACGGGAGGCCGUGUCUGACUGGAUCACAGAACUAUAACGCUUCUUACACAGUGGGAGCUCCAAACCCAUACAGCUACAAUGGCUAUCCUGCAUACAGCUACAACAACUCGCUGUAUACUAACACUUACUCUUGUACUUAUUCGAGUUUGCCUGCUCUGCCACCCAGCAACACCCCUGCUAAUGCUUUUAUGAACAUGAAUUUGGGAAACAUUGGUGCACAGACGCAAAGCCAUGCGCCCCAAGGACCAGGAGUCCCAGCCUGCCAGGGAGCUCUGCAGGGCAUACGGGCAUGGUGA
This is a messenger RNA of Notothenia coriiceps (black rockcod), 1035 nucleotides long. RefSeq names its product NK2 homeobox 3 (gene nkx2.3). The record is from RefSeq and is a predicted model, not a curated record. The coding region runs from base 1 to 1035 and encodes 344 amino acids. Gene Ontology annotation, biological process: cell differentiation; regulation of transcription by RNA polymerase II. The transcript has 2 exons. NCBI's taxonomy places the organism in Eukaryota, Metazoa, Chordata, Actinopteri, Perciformes, Nototheniidae. Gene Ontology annotation, molecular function: DNA-binding transcription factor activity, RNA polymerase II-specific; RNA polymerase II cis-regulatory region sequence-specific DNA binding. Gene Ontology annotation, cellular component: nucleus.